AUGGAGGUUGAAGAAAACAUACAAACAGUAUUUAAAAAUAAAUCUGAAGCUCAGUUGUUAUCUUCAAAAAAACAUAAGAAACAUAAAGCUAUAUACAAAGAAGAACAAAUCUUGAAUCAGCUUGAAGAUUAUAAAGAUGCUUCAGUACUAUCUACAGGAAUUGCUAAGAGACUAGUAGAAUA
This is a messenger RNA of Dentiscutata erythropus, 182 nucleotides long. The record is from the annotation of a GenBank genome assembly. NCBI's taxonomy places the organism in Eukaryota, Fungi, Glomeromycota, Glomeromycetes, Diversisporales, Gigasporaceae.